This is a messenger RNA of Trichobilharzia szidati, 1785 nucleotides long. NCBI's taxonomy places the organism in Eukaryota, Metazoa, Platyhelminthes, Trematoda, Strigeidida, Schistosomatidae. The record is from the annotation of a GenBank genome assembly.
AUUGUGUAUGUGCACAUUUGGAAUAUGUGUUCUUAUUGUGUAUAAGAUAUCAUGCACUCAAAAUCAACUUCUGUGAGAGACUAUUCAGGACCACCUGAAAUACAAAAAUAUAAAAAUUCUAAAAGCUGCUAUGGAGUGGCUGAUGAAGUUCUUACCCAGGACUUAAACGCAAUCCUUCGCGAUGAAUUACAAAUAGCUGGUAGACACAAAUCUAACUAUGAAACUCUGAAGUCUGCAUUCAAGAAGCUUUAUAAUGCUUAUAAUCAGCUUGAAUCACGCUUGAAUUCAUCAGCAACUGAUUCCAAGUUAUUGGAAAGACAACAACAGCAACAAGGCGAUACCCAUCUGCUGGGAGCACGCAGUAAUUUAAACGAAUACAUUUCAGCAAUGGAGACUGUAAAACAGUCUAAUUCUAUACCAGCUAUAGAAACUUUAGAAAUCGCAAAACUUAAGAUUACAAAUGAACUGGAAUCAAAAUAUCGUGAACAAAUUUUAAACCUACAAUACGAUCUACAACGUUGUCAAGAUGAAAAUCGAUUACUUGUCGAGGAGAUACAAAACCUCAAUAAAACAUUAAAUCAAGAACGUGGUGAAUUCAAGAAUACACUAAUGAAUUCAAAAUUGUUUUAUGAAGCCGAAAUUUCAAGCCUCCAGAAAAUUAAAGACGACCAAAACACAGAGAUUAAUCAAUUAUCCUUAGUCAAUACUAAUGAAGAUAAGAAGAUACUUUUACAAAAUGCACAAUUACAAGCUAAGUGUGAUGAACUUAGCAAUCAACUUGAAUUGAUUAAAAGCAAUCUAUCAAAAGAAAGAGAACAGAUACAAUUAGAAAAUGAGGAUCAACUGCAGCUGUGCAGUGAACUUAAAGCCAAGAAUAUGGAACUUGAAGCAGUCUGUUCAACACAAAAGAAUCAUAUCAAUGCUUUAACUCAAGAGGUGAAUGAAUUACGCGCAGAAUUGAUAAAUCAUCGUCAAACCGUUGUAGAAUCUACAAAAUGUCAGUAUAAGGCUGAAACACAAAUCGAUAAAUUGUUACAAUCAACACGUAUUGAAUUGAUCAGCUUACGCAAAGAAGCAGAAUAUCAAAAAAGUGAAAUAGAAAAACAACGAAGUGAAUUAACUCAAAAAUCUAGAAAAUUACAAGAUGAGUUGGAUAUGCUGCAUAGUCGAUUGACGUGUACCAAUCAGUUGCCUGGGAACGGUGAUGUAAUCAGCACACAAAACAACAGCGAUGAAGAAGAGGAAAAAUUACAACGAAUUAUUAAAUUAUUUCAAAAACACUUUUUGCUGCAUAUAAAUGAAUUUGAAAAUAAAGUGUCAAGUAUAUCAGAUCGUUUAAAUUUAGAAGUGGAUCAAAUGCAAACAUUUCAGAUGCAUGCAAAAUCAAUUAUGGAAAAGAUUAAUCAGUCAUCAAUACAUCCAAAAUCUUCUAUUGCAUCACAACAGAACGGAAAAACUUCAGAUCGUAUACAACCGACCCCUAUACGGGAUAAUAUGCAACGUUAUGUAGAUGAUGCGCGUAAGAAAAAACGAACAUUAUGCCUUCGAAUAGUUCUUCUUAAACAGAAAAUCAACUUCCUCGAAUCUGAAAUCGAGAAACUACGUGAAGAAAACAUCAAUUUGAAGACGAAUGUGGCAUCGAUAACAGAAUAUGAACGUGUAUGUCUCGCCUAUAAAGAUUUAUAUAGACGUCAUCAAGAAUAUGAACGUAUUAUUCUUAAUUCUGAUAAUCAGAAAUUUAUUACAAAUAAUCAUCAUCAUCAUGGUAAACAACGUGAAGAAUAA